Messenger RNA from Owenia fusiformis, 1878 nucleotides. Lineage: Eukaryota; Metazoa; Annelida; Polychaeta; Sabellida; Oweniidae. The record is from the annotation of a GenBank genome assembly.
UUUUCAAUUUCACAAGCAAAUUAGAAUUCAUAACUCUGUUUUUAUAUAAACCGAUUGGACCACUUGGAGAUGAAUUGGAAUUUAUGGACAUUAAUCUGACCAGAUACAUGAGAUAUAGCACUAGAUUAUUAAUAAAACGGGAUUAGAUGAACACAACGCUGGUCAUGAUAAUUGGCACACAAGCUUUGAUCAUCAAUGUCAUCGGAAACGUAACUAUUCAAAUUCUUGGAUAAGAUAUUAUCAUAAACGAAUCAUGGAGAAAAGCAUACAAUGUUUCAGACAAAUCCUGCAACUGCUCGUCAUCUUAGUCGUACACGUUCCCAGCUCAUACAGUCAGACCUGCCAACAACCUCUAAAGACUAGCGUUCCUGGUGACGUCAUCAUCGGGGCCCUGUUCAACAUGCACGAAAAGGGAAUCGGUGGCACGGAGUGCUCAGGGGUGAUCAACCCAAGCUCUAUUCAACGUCUGGAAGCUGCCAUGUUCGCCGUGAAGAAACUGAAUGACGCCAACUUCAUCAGAGGAGUGAAAUUCGGUCUUGAGGCAUUUGAUACAUGUGGCAAUAAAGACGUUGCUCUUCGAAGAGCGAUGUCCUAUCUUGCCUCAAGGCAGAACCUAACUGACAGUGAUGGCGAUAUUUGCCCCGCAGAUAAAAUAUUUCCUGGUGUGAUUGGACCAAUGUAUGGUGAUGAAACGAAAGCAGUUGGUAACCUUCUGAAUGACGCAAAUGUAGCACAAGUGGCGUUAGGUCAUAUCCCUCGUUCAAUCAAGGCGACUGGGAGUACAUACAGUCUAAGUGUGGUACCUAGACUUGACCAUAUAUCCGAGGUCAUAAUCAGCAUUAUCACAGCCAUUCAAUGGCAAGGUGUUGCGGUUGUCGUUGAUAUGGAUUCCAACUCUCGUUACGUCAUGGAUCAGCUGAUGAAAACUGCGGGAUCUCGUGAUAUAUGCAUCCAUAAGACUGUUGAGGUUAAUGAUCUUACCGAUGAUGAGAUUGAGGAGGCUGUUGAGGAACUGUCGACCAUAGUCAACCAAGGUGUAACAGGGGUAGUUAUGUUAACAAACCCCGAGACAACGUUCAAGCUUUUCAAAAUGGUGGAGCAGAAGAGCAAAUCACUUAGUGUAUUAACAAGACUCCAAUGGAUAACUCCUUUCGGUUUCGAGGAUUCAUUUAGCUACCACGAUAUUAAAUCAACCAUCAGUGGGAUAGUGACAAUCGAAGAAUAUUCCGGUGAACUAACGGAAUUUUAUUACAAGUUUGUCGGUCGGAGACCCAGGGUUCAUAUUACUAACCCGUGGUUUAAGGACUACUGGGAACAACAGUACGAUUGUUUGGUAAAUGUUAGCUGUACCAUAUCUCACCAUAGAAACCACACAGCGGAGUACCACCAACAUCAGUAUGUGUCGCAAACAGUCACGGCUGUUUACACAUAUGCGCAUGCGCUGAAGAAAGCACACACUGACAUUUGUGGAGCAAAUGCCUCUGGAUUAUGCAAGGAUUUUGUAAAUAUAGCUCCACAAAGACUGUUAGCAUAUUUGAAGACAGUGGAGUUUGUAGGUCUAAGCGGGCAGAAUAUUAAAUUUGAUGAGAAGGGUGAUCUUAGAGAGGUUCAGUACAGGAUUAAAAAUGUCCAAACUACGGAAAAGCUUUAUGAGGUGAAAUUGAUUGGCUCCUGGACGCCUUCACGUGGAUUAGUGCUGAAUAGUACCAUAAGGAUGUACCAAGAUGGCAAUGAGAUGGCAAUGCUACCUCCAUCACAAUGCAAAGGCCUGUGUACCUGCUCCAAUAGUAAAUUUGACAACAGGCGAAUUCUAUCAGACGGAGACGUUCUUCUAGCAGGAAUAUUUGAUAUCCACAUGUCGGGAUCAGUUGGGGAUGA